This is a messenger RNA of Pollicipes pollicipes, 2223 nucleotides long. Its product is annotated as tyrosine-protein kinase CSK. Lineage: Eukaryota; Metazoa; Arthropoda; Thecostraca; Pollicipedomorpha; Pollicipedidae. The transcript has 10 exons. Gene Ontology annotation, biological process: protein phosphorylation. The coding region runs from base 295 to 1650 and encodes 451 amino acids. Gene Ontology annotation, molecular function: ATP binding; protein binding; protein tyrosine kinase activity. The record is from RefSeq and is a predicted model, not a curated record.
UGCAAUUGCCGCCUGCGCUGGACGGGGAAUGGGCGGAUCGCGGUGCUCGUGCUCUUGUGGUAGGCAGUCGCGUAUGUGAGAUCGGAGGGGGCGGGUGUGACCGGGAUUUAUUUACCCCAAAUCGCCAUCAGACUUUUCCCAAUAUCCCUGUCAUCAGAUGCGGUACUGGUGCUUACGAAAGGCGCUGGCGCGUGAGUCGGGACUGGAUUGGAUAUCUACAUUCCACUGGGGGAAGACUAAAUCCAACGGAGGAGGUUUAGAAUGACAGCAUAGAAUGAAAAGGCCCACUGCAAGAUGAGUGAUAAGAGCUCAAGAGAGGUGUGGCAGGCCGGCCAGAAGGUGAUCGCCCGCUACAGCUUCACGGGAAACUCGCCCGACGACCUGCCCUUCCAGAAAUGGGACGCGCUCACCAUCGUGACGCCGACGCGCGAUCCCAACUGGUACAAGGCGCGGCGCGCCGACAACCGCGAGGGCCUCAUCCCGGCCAACUAUGUGACCAAGCGCACCGCUGUGAAGCUGAACGCCAUGCCCUGGUUUCAUGGCAAAAUAUCGCGGGAGCAGGCGGAGGGGCUGUUGACGCCGCGCGAGGACGGCCUCUUCUUGGUGCGUGAGUCCACCAACUUCCUCGGCGACUACACCCUGUGUGUCUGCUACCAGGGCAAAGUGGAGCACUACCGCGUCAUCUACAAGGACAACCAGCUCACCAUCGACGAGGAGGUGUUCUUCGAGAAUCUGACCAAGUUGGUGGAGCACUACAAUGAGGAUGCCGACGGUCUCUGCACCCAACUUAAGAGAAGUGUGCCGAAACAGGGCAAACAGGACUUCUCCAUCGACUCGAAGGCGUUCGAGGCGGCCGGCUGGGUCAUCCAGAAGGAGGAGCUCAAGCUGGGCGAGCCGAUCGGCAAGGGCGAGUUCGGUGACGUCCGCCUGGCCAUACUGCGCGACAAGGACAAGGUGGCCGUCAAGACGCUCAAGGACAGCAGCAAGGCCGUGCAGCAGUUCCUGGCCGAGGCGUCGGUCAUGACUUCGCUGCGGCAUCCGCACCUGGUCCUGCUUAUCGGCGUCGUGUUCGACGGCAACGUCACGUACCAGGUGAUGGAGUACAUGGCCAAGGGCAGCCUGGUGGACUACCUGCGAUCCCGAGGGCGGCUGCACGUUUCCAAGCUGGACCAGAUCAAGUUCGCGUGUGACACCUGCUCCGGGAUGGCCUACCUGGAGUCGAAGCGGCUCGUGCACCGCGAUCUGGCGGCGCGAAACGUGCUCAUCUCGGAGGCGGACGACGCCAAGAUCGCCGACUUCGGCCUGGCGCGCGAGGAGUGCUUCAACCAGGAGGGCGGCAAGUUCCCCAUCAAGUGGACUGCGCCCGAGGCGCUGAAGGAGAGCAAAUUCUCCAACAAGUCUGACAUGUGGAGUUUCGGCGUGCUGCUCUGGGAGAUCUACUCGUUUGGACGCGUGCCGUACCCACGCAUCCCCCUCUCGGACGUGGUGCGAUACGUGGCCAGCGGCUACCGCAUGGAGGCGCCCGAGUGGUGUCCGCCAGAGGUCUACCAGAUCAUGAAGGAGGCCUGGGGAGCCGACCCGGAGGCGCGGCCCACCUUCUACGAGGUGGAGCGGCGCCUGCAGGCCAUCAAGGUGUCCAUCAACAGCUGAGUGCCGCCGCCGCCGCCGCCUCCAUACGUGCCGCCGUCCUGCCCCGCCCCCGUCUACGGCGGAUCGGACCGGGCGACAUGCCUGCCCCCGUCCCGCCGCCCCUCCUUCCCCGCCGCUGUCGGAGCUGUGCUGGUCACCGGGCGUUUUUUUAUUACCAUUUGGACAGGUUGUUAAGUAGGUACUUAUACUUAGGGCUCCGCGUUGCGCCGCGCGGGGCGCGACUUCGAUUGUGAUUAUGUGAGAAGAGCCUGCUACUGACCGUCGCUGCCCGCGCCGCCGUGUCUGUACAUCCCAUCUGCUUACGCUUCUGUCUGUCGGUGUCUAAUUGCUCGGGUGCAUGAUGAGCAGCGGUUUUGUACUAGGCCAAAGAGCGGUGUCUGUUGUUUGGACUGAGCCGGCCGCGGCGGUCGGCGGCUGCCGGCGAGGUGGCGGUUCACUAAGCUCAAACGGUUAUGUAUUCCACCAGUGUUCUCGGACACUGCGGACGCUUUUAUACACUCCGACUUGGCUUUGGCGCCGGUGAAUGCCCAAGUCCGCGGUGAGAUGAAAUAUAGCGGAAUGCGAGAGACGGCU